AUGCAUCCUGUCUCCGGCCUUCUUGUGACCGGACUUCGAGUCCUCGCAGUUACCAGUGCCUGGCAAGCGGUGUACUCGCUACCAGCAUCGGGCGCCCCUUAUGGCUGGGCCGGCCCUGCUGGGGACGACGAGUCCAACGCUGGUCCUCCUCUUCGAGGCAGCUCGUCGCUUCUUGGCGUCGGUCCCAAUGAGGUGAAUCCAUCCAGUAGCGGCCAGGUCCCCAAGUCCUCGUAUGACCUCGCCCCGGGCCAAGGUGCCAGUGCGGACAUUGGUAUCCCUUUCACAUUCAAGGACACGUCCAAUCCACAGCCCAUCCGCGGGGAUCUCGGUUCCACGGACCCCGGUCCACGCACCUACGACUAUGACCGUCUCAAUCCCGACACCUUUGCUCCGCCGGCUUCAGAUCGCGGAUCGAUUGGUCAAGGAAAGUGGCCUCUCGGUCUAUCACAUAACCGCAUUCUCCCUGGACAUGCAGGAUGGACUCGUCAAGAGAACACCGAUGUCCUCCCAAUGGCAACCGCCAUGGCGGGAGUGGACAUGAAACUCGCUCCGGGAGCAUACAGAGAGCUUCAUUGGCAUAGGGCCAACGAAUGGAGUCUGGUUCUCAAUGGCAGCGUGCGCGUCCAGACCAUCAACGAAGAUGGCGAGACCUUCAUCGAUGACGUGACAGCCGGCGACGUGUGGUAUUUCCCUGCUGGCGUGCCACAUUCCCUGCAGGCGCUGGAUGAAGGCGCCGAGUUUAUGCUCGUGUUCGACCAGGGUGAUUUCAACGACGGUGAAACUGGUCUGAUCACAGAGAUGUUCCUUCGCAACCCCAAGGAAGUAUUAUCGAAGAACCUCCAGGCACCCCUAUCGGAUUUUGACGACCUGCCCAAGGACCAGUUGUAUAUUUUCAAUGGAACACCGGCCCCCGCAAAUCUCAGUGAGCAAACCAUUACGGGCCCAGGUGGGAUUGCCUCUGGCAACUCUAGUUAUACGUAUCAUUUCUCGAAACAGGAAUCGUACGAGGUCCCUGGGGGCAGUGUCAAGAUCAUCGACCCGCAGAGUUUCCCAAUCGCCGAAAUGUUCAGUGCCGCCUUAGUAACGAUUAAGCCGGGGGCGAUGCGUGAAAUCCAUUGGCAUGGGACCAGCGACGAAUGGGGGUUUUUCCUUUCCGGUAAUGCUCGGGUCAGCGUCUAUGUUGCCCCUACAAAGGGCGCCACCUUUGACUUCUCCGCUGGCGACAUCUCGUACGUCCCCGCAACUGCAUCUCACUACAUUGAGAACACUGGCGACGAGGAUGUUGUCUUUCUUGAGGUUUUGCAAGCCAAGAGAUUCACAGAUAUCUCCGUUGGACAAUGGUUGAAGCUCACGCCGAAGCAAAUUAUCAAAGAUACUUUACAUUUGCCGGAUAGCCUGCUGGACAACCUAUCCCCUAACAAGCAGUACGUGGUGCAGGGGAAUCCUAACCUUACAGCUGUCGCAGAUGGAAGCGGGAUUGCGUAG
Molecule: messenger RNA, 1485 nt
Organism: Aspergillus tanneri
Lineage: Eukaryota; Fungi; Ascomycota; Eurotiomycetes; Eurotiales; Aspergillaceae
Exons: 2
Coding region: 1-1485 (494 amino acids)
Biological process (GO): oxalate metabolic process
Source: RefSeq, a predicted model, not a curated record